CGCACCUUAUUUAAGAGGACAUCACUUAAGGUCUAUGCCUAAAAGUGGGCAUCAGUGAAAUAUGUAUUUGUGGGGCUCCCUAAACAUGGUUGUUCAGGUCCUGGAGCUUUCACUCGAUUGAAAGAGUAUUUUGGAGUCACACGUUUUUUAAAUCUGUUACUACACAUACAGUUCAAUCAGUUUCUCAGAUGUCAUGUAGAAACAGGCCUACUUUUUUAUUUUUAUUUUGUUUGUGCUUGUUUGGAAAGAUGUGCAAGAUUGGAAUCCGGUUUCAGUCUAGAAGUAUCAAAUUAAUUCAAGUUAAAGAUGCAUAAAAGCCUUGAUGUUCAUCUAAAUGUAUGCCAACUCAAUAUGAUAUUCUCAAGUAUGAAGCGACGUCAGUUUCCUGUAUUAAGCUCAGAGUGAACUCUAACCGCCUGGCACAUGCAGCAGAGGGCAUGAGCACCCAGUCAAAGCAGCAUGUCUGAGGUCUGAACCCAGAUUGAGCUCCGAGAAGUGAUGCACCUGCAACAACUCCCUUCAUCGUCCGCACGGGCCAAGAAAACGAUGAGUGUGGACAAUGAUUUUACGCUCAUCAAAGCACAGGGGGAUGACUGCGUCUCCACCACCACCCUGAAGAACGAGCCACCGCUGAAAAGACUCUUCACAGGGCUGAGAAACCCAUCAAACACUUUCUCUUCAGACGACAAGAGUGGCGCUCAGGACUUUCUUCCCGUGGAAAGAGAUGACGGUGAAAGCGCGGACAGGAAUUUGCCUGAAUCAAGACACGCGCGGACAGAUUUCGCCUCGUCUUCUUCCAUGUUCUCGUAUUCGGGUCAACAUGUUACGCCCGCGCUCCCGGCUUUUUCCAGUCACAACAUGACACCUCACCCGGUCAUCUCUAACGGGUUGUAUAAUGGGCUGAGCUACGCUUACUCGCAAUCGUAUGGACAAACCUAUCCAAACAGUGCGGUCUAUCCGUUCCCCUCGGUGCCCGGUAAAGCUCAGGUUUAUCUGUGUAACCGGGCGCUUUGGUUUAAAUUUCACAGACACCAAACAGAAAUGAUCGUUACUAAACAAGGGCGGCGGCUGUUCCCGUUUCUGAGUUUUAGUAUUGUUGGUCUUGACCCGACGUGUCAUUACAAUGUGAUUGUGGACGUGAUUCUGGCGGAUCCGAACCGCUGGCGGUUCCAGGGCGGAAAGUGGGUUUCGUGUGGCAAAGCGGACACUAAUGUUAAAGGAAACCGAGUGUACAUGCACCCGGACUCUCCAAACACCGGUGCACACUGGAUGCGUCAGGAGAUCUCUUUCGGAAAACUGAAGCUAACAAACAACAACAGCGCAGCCAGCAACUCUACUCCGUUGAUUGUCCUGCAGUCUCUUCACAAGUACCAGCCGAGAGUGCACGUGAUCGAAACAGAUGAGAAUGGAGCCGAAGAUACAAGUCAUUCUGAUCGAGUACAAACCUUUACCUUCCCCGAGACGCAAUUUAUAGCUGUCACAGCUUACCAGAACACACAUAUAAUUCAGCUAAAAAUUGACCACAAUCCAUUUGCUAAAGGAUUUCGAGACAAUUGUGAUACAAUUUAUACCAGCUGCAACACCGAGCGACUGACCCCUACACUCGGUGACUGUCCUCGCUCUCAACUGCUGCCGGGCUCACGGUACGCAAUGGCAAGUGGUUUAUUCCAGGACCAGUUUGUCAAAAAUUGCACUAAAUCCAGUUUUACAAGCCUUACCACUGACCCUAGUACUAGUGACCGUGCAGUUCCAUUUACGAACAGCCUUGUGACCUCAACGCAAAAUCAAGAGAGCACCACGACUUCCGGGCAGCGUUGGUUUGUUUCUCCUCCAGCUGCUUCAUCAUAUGAAACUGAUAUUAAUGCAGCAGCUCUGCUCCCUUACGCCACGGUGGGGGUCAAAGGUCUGCCUCUUCCUGAUAUUGGUGGCACUGGUGGAGUUUUGGAAUACUACUCCAGCCCGCCCGGAUGGAAUUCCCAGGGUUCGAUAGAGAACAGCAAUAAAACCUCAAAUCAGCCUGGUUGGGUCCUAGAUGGAACUCCUGAAGGAUUGAACCAACCAAAUUAUCUGUCAGAGGAUGUAGAUAUGAUGAGAAUAAACAGAUCGACUUUGGGGGUACCUGAGAGCCUCGAAGGUCAAGAUAUUGUGGAUUCGACAUGGACUGAGACUCCAUCUUCCAUCAAAUCAGUUGAUUCCAGUGAUUUAAGGAUUUUGGAAGAGGCACGACAGAAGAAUACAUCUCCCUUCAUCACUCCUGUGUCAGGAGUUCAUAAUACAUUGAAAACAGACAUGCAGGUCUCACAGGACAAUGAAAGAAAAGGAGUCAAAGAAUCAGACUUUAUUCAUUUCAACAGUCAGACGACAACCUGUGCGGACUAAGUGUGCAAUUAAAAUGUUGUUGUAACAUUUUAAUGAUGAUUAUCCAACUAUAUGAACUCAAUGUAUUUGACAGCUUGUGCCAUUAUACCUUUUGUUGUUGUGUUGGUCAUUUAAAAAAAUAUGAAUAGACUGACAUAUCCUUUAGUCAUUUUUCAAAUCUACAACCCCAGUAUAAUGAAUCGGGAUAAUUAUUUUUUUUUUUCUCUACAAAAUGCUCUAAGUGAUCAAGGCAGUGUUUAAUAUGGAUAUUUAAAUGAUCUGACCUAUCAAAACAGUACCUUGAUUAAGAAAAGUGUUCUUUAGAUUAGAUUACUGUGGAGUCUAUAAUGUAAAUGUCAUUAAAUGAUGUCAUUCUGCUGGUGUCAGAAUGUUUAAGUUAGAUCGCCUAAAGAAACUGUCGAAUGUUGAGUAUAUUAAAU
Molecule: messenger RNA, 2798 nt
Organism: Myxocyprinus asiaticus (Chinese sucker)
Lineage: Eukaryota; Metazoa; Chordata; Actinopteri; Cypriniformes; Catostomidae
Gene: tbr1a
Product: T-box brain transcription factor 1a
Exons: 6
Coding region: 499-2379 (626 amino acids)
Biological process (GO): positive regulation of DNA-templated transcription; commitment of neuronal cell to specific neuron type in forebrain; regulation of transcription by RNA polymerase II
Cellular component (GO): nucleus
Molecular function (GO): DNA-binding transcription factor activity, RNA polymerase II-specific; RNA polymerase II cis-regulatory region sequence-specific DNA binding
Source: RefSeq, a predicted model, not a curated record